AUGUGUAAGGACAGAGGAAAGUCCUGCUCUUACACCUACCCCAGUGACCUGACCAUUACACAAGUGUACUGGACAAAACACAACUAUAAGGAUCCUCCUCCUCUUCGUGAUGACCCAGACUACAGGAACAGAAUCAGUGAGGGCUGUGAACAGGGAACUACAAGAUACGCCCCACAGACAUCAGUGUCUAUCAGUCCCCCUGGUGACAUACAGGAAGGCACAGACGUGACUCUGACCUGCACCAGCACAUCUGAUCUAGUGAGGAGCUACAGCUGGAGCAAGUCUGGUACCCCUAGAGCCCUGGGCACUGAAGAAACAUACACCAUCAAACACAUCACAUCUAAAGACAGUGGACAAUAUAACUGUUGGUUAAAGUAUGAAUGUGGCUUCCGAUACUCAUCCACUCAUCUCCAGGUUUCAUACCGUCCAAAGAAUACAGUGGUUGUGAUUGAGCCUCCUGGGCAGAUAACUGAGGGAAGCACAGUGACUCUGACCUGCAGCACUGAUGCCAACCCACCAGCACAUGACUACAGAUGGAACAAGAACGGGAUGAGCACACAUCUGGACAACAGACAGACGUUAUCCUUCAGCCCUGUCCGCUAUGAGGACAGAGGAGAGUACAGCUGUCAGGCCACUAACAACUAUGGUUCCACCGCCUCUCCAUCUACAUCACUGCGUGUUUUAUAUCCUCCAAAGAACACAAGAAUCAAGUCUAUUCCAUCUGGUGAAAUGAUUGAGGGAAGCACAGUGACUCUGACCUGCAUGAGUGAAGCUGACCCACCAGUACACACAUACACCUGGAUCAAGAAGAGUGGAGCUGUAGAACUGAAGUCAGGAAAGGAGAAGACACUCAUCAUCAUCAAGAUCCGUUCUGAGGACCGUGGAGAGUAUCUCUGUCAAGCAGCCAACAGGAUUGGUCAACAGGACUCUCCUGCUGUGUCUGUCCAAGUGAUAUAUACUCCAAAGAACACCUCAGUCUCUGUCAGACCUGAUGUGAUAACAAAGGGCAGUUCAGUGAAUCUGACCUGCAGCAGUGAUGCAAACCCACCAGUGGAGAUCUACACUUGGUUUAAGGUGGGUGAGUCCACUCCAGUAGGAUCAGGACAGCAGUACAGAUCUGAGGAUGGAGGACAGUACUACUGUGAGGCCAGGAAUAAAUAUGGAGCUGGCGAAAUCAUCUAUUGUGUCAGUCAUAGUUUGAAAGGUAUCAGUGUGUCUUCUUGUUUCUCCCAAUGA
This is a messenger RNA of Clupea harengus (Atlantic herring), 1236 nucleotides long. RefSeq names its product B-cell receptor CD22-like. The record is from RefSeq and is a predicted model, not a curated record. The transcript is spliced from 6 exons. The coding region runs from base 1 to 1236 and encodes 411 amino acids. Lineage: Eukaryota; Metazoa; Chordata; Actinopteri; Clupeiformes; Clupeidae.